Pieris napi is the source of this 1207-nucleotide messenger RNA. RefSeq lists its product as uncharacterized. The record is from RefSeq and is a predicted model, not a curated record. The coding region runs from base 252 to 800 and encodes 182 amino acids. NCBI's taxonomy places the organism in Eukaryota, Metazoa, Arthropoda, Insecta, Lepidoptera, Pieridae. The transcript is spliced from 4 exons. Gene Ontology annotation, biological process: sleep; regulation of synaptic transmission, cholinergic; positive regulation of voltage-gated potassium channel activity.
CACCAUUGUUGAUUGUACACCAUAACAAGUCUUGAAAAUUGUGUUCAAAACUUUUAACUGAACUGAAAACUUUCAAUUUCAAUUAUUAAAUUACACUAAUGUAUAAUUUUUAAACACCAUUUUACAAGAUUACUUUUAAAGAAAGACUUAAAAAACUUUUUACGAAUUCUCUGUUUUAACAUUUCAAUUUUAUUGAAUGAGGCAGUGAUCUAUUUUUGGAACUUAUAAAGAAACAUUCCAAACAACUAAAAAUGAGUUCACAGUUCUUGUUUUAUAUCUUUAUUAUUGCAACAAUUAAGUCAGUUUUUUCGAUAAACUGCUACCAAUGUUCUGGAACAGAUUCAGAUAAUCCAUUUGAAUGUAAUGAAUAUUUAGACUCUGAAACAGGACUAGACCCAACAGAUUGCUCAUUAAUCCACGAUGCUCAGUACUGUAUCAAACAUAUAGGCAGAUUUGAAGGAAAAGCAAUAGAAUGCUACCAAUGUAACUCAACAUCAGAUAUGGAAUGUGGUGAUGGUCUUAUGAACUUGGAUGGAGGUAUUUUAAAAGCCAUAUCAUGUGAACAGGUGUACAAUGCUCAGUAUUGCAUCAAAGAAAUAGGUGGUAUUGGGACAAAAAGAUAUUGUUCAUCUUUGGAUUUAGGUAAUCAGUGUAAAUACGUACAGCAGCCCGGGGAUAAGCUUGAGUACAGAACUUGCAUCCACACUUGUACCACCGAUGGAUGUAAUUCUACCGUUAGUUUGAAAAUGUCAGCUAUAAUAUUAAGCAUAGCUUUAGUUUUAUUUAAAAUUAUUUCUUAAGUGUUAUCAUGUUAUAACUAUAUUUUUUACUGUUUAAGUACUAAAUCACCAAUUUUUGUAUAAUACAGUUACCUGAUACUGUUUAAAACAUGUUUUCUAUAUACUUUUGUUAUUGUGAAUAGCUUAAUUAUAUUUUUUAAUGAAUUGAGACAGCAAUAACUAGUGUUCCGUCCAUGUAUAAUAUUUUUUCUAAACCAAUAUUUAAGUUGUCUUUUUUUUAUCAUCAUGACAUUUUGAUUUAUGUUACUCUUUUUACAAGUAAACUUAAAAAAAUAAUCUGUAUUUUUUUUUAACAUUCUGUAUAGAAAUUGAGAUGUUCCAAAUGAAAAAUAAGGUUUUUAAAGCAACCUCAUGGGUGAGUCAAGCACAAUUGCUUCUGAUUUCAUAUUUUGCAGAUAAAGCUGCUU